AUGACGUCCUUCUCAUCACUCCUCUCGUCCAUCUCUGGACAGCCUCAGGCACCGCAACCGAGGCCUACAACUACAUCGAAGCCCUCAGGCGCAUCGGCCGGUGCGCAGGCCUUAUCAAACGGGGCCCGGCCUCAGACGAGCAAUGCCGCAGCGGGUGUCAAGCGCAAGCCCGAAGACCAGGCAGCAGCCCCAAAGUCCAAGGUAGUCAAGACUGAGGUCAGCGUGCCUGUACGGCCACCUGGGCAAUCCUCGACCGCAAAGGCUGCCCCGCCUGCCCCCGCUGGCGAAUACCGAGGAACCGCGCGAGGUCCAGGAGCGACUACCUCCUCAGCACGACCGAUCGCAAAGCCUGUCCCAAAGCUGAGCACAGCCACUACAGCCACCGCAUCAGCAUCCACCACCCAAAGCCCCGCCGUGCCAAAUGCCGCCCCAAAGAAGCGUGGGUUCGCCUCUCUCAUGGAAAAGGCCAAGGCUGCCCAAGAGGCCGCCAAAGCCGUUGGUUCUAGUACGAUCAAGCACAAGCCCGUGGAGCGAUUGUCGAAGCGUGAGCGGGCGAAGUUGGCAGAAGAGGCAGCCAAGCAGCAAAAGGCGGGUGGCAAGGCGGGCAAGCUGGUCGCGAAUGAUAGAAGCAGGAGCGGUACACCAGUUGAUGCGAAGGGCGGACUCAAGAAGGCACCAGAGCCUACAUACAAGGGAACAAUGAAGAAGGGAGUGGAGAGGCAGGAAUUCGCAUACAAGGGUACUGCGCGGAAAGCAGAGCCUGGAGCACCAAAGGCCAAGACAGCCGCCACGAAGGCUCGUGAGAGCAAGUACAACGGCUAUGUUAGCUGGUCGGAUCUCGACGAUGCAGAAGAUGAUGAGGAAGAGGGCUACGAUUCAGAGUCCGACAUGGACGCAGGCUUCGACGACAUGGAGUCUGAGGAGAAAAUGGCACUCGCCGCGGCCAGGAAGGAAGACCAGGAGGCCCUGGAGGAGGAAGAGCGUCACAAGCGAGAGAAGCUAGAGCGGAAGAGGAAACUUCAGGCUCUUAGCAAGAGCGCGGCUGCUCGCAAGAAGUUCUAA
Messenger RNA from Zasmidium cellare ATCC 36951, 1062 nucleotides. RefSeq lists its product as uncharacterized. Bases 1 to 1062 code for a protein of 353 amino acids. The transcript is spliced from 2 exons. The record is from RefSeq and is a predicted model, not a curated record. NCBI's taxonomy places the organism in Eukaryota, Fungi, Ascomycota, Dothideomycetes, Mycosphaerellales, Mycosphaerellaceae.